Molecule: messenger RNA, 1333 nt
Organism: Sinocyclocheilus grahami
Lineage: Eukaryota; Metazoa; Chordata; Actinopteri; Cypriniformes; Cyprinidae
Product: fibroblast growth factor-binding protein 1-like
Exons: 2
Coding region: 63-662 (199 amino acids)
Biological process (GO): cell-cell signaling
Molecular function (GO): growth factor binding
Source: RefSeq, a predicted model, not a curated record
CAGGGAAUCUCAUCACCCAUCUGUCCUAGCAACUCUUAUCGAUCGUUGCGUCACUGAAGGAAAUGUCUCUCCGUGGGACUGCCGCGCUCCUGCUGUUCCUCGCGUGUCUUUCACAGCUCACCUUCGCUGCUGACAGCAUUAGAGGAGCGAGAAAGAAAGGAAGGAGGCUGGAGAGCCGAGGUGAUAAGAACAUUUCCGUACUCAAAGGGUUUUUUAAAACCAAGAGCAAGGCGCAGUGCUUGUGGGAGGCGCGCGGAGAGGACAACUACACCAUGACUGUUACAUGUAAGCGUGGAGACGAGGAUGGAUUCAGCUGUAAAUACACUGCCAAGCCCGCGACGUGCACCGAAUAUGGGUCUAAUCUCUUGGGUUAUUGGCACCAGAUCACUAAAUCGCUUAGAAGGCAGAAGAAACUUUGCGCGGAUCCGCGCGCACUGAUCCGCGCCGGCAUGUGCAAGCGUGCGCCGCUGGACGCGCAUUUCAAACUCAUCGAAACGUCACAAGAGAAACCCCCCACAGAGAAAACACAGACAACCACGAACACAACGCGCCAGUGCACGGAGCGCACUGACCACAGCGAGGUCGCCAAAGAGAUGUGCGGAGAUUCCUGGGCGAGUCUCUGCGCGUUUGUCUUUACUAUAAUCCAGAGCGGAGACUGCUGAGCAUGUGUAUCAUAAACGUUUCUCGGUACUUUUGUUAUUGGACACGUCUGAGAGUUCUGUUUAAGGUGUAAAACAUCACGUAUUUUAUUGUAAACACAGAAAAAUGCACUGUUCUCAUUCUGACAUUUGGGAAGGUGAAUCAAGAUGCCAAGAUGGAGUAUUCGUUCCCACCACUUUAGGAGUAGUUUUUGACUUGACCGUAGUGGCACAAAAUUUAAUCUUAAAACAUUUAUUCAAUGCGUAUACAGUUUUUAAUGUUGGCAUUUCAUUGGAGAAUAGUGAGAUGUCUCUUUAUAUUAUGUUGGAUAUUAAAACUUUUUAUUUAUAUUUAUUAAAAGGGCAUUUGAGGGAUUUAGGCAAAGUAAAUAUGAUGUUUUUACUUUGAAGUGAAAAGUUUCAGUAGACCCUUAGGGUACGAUGACCCCCUCAGGGACUGAAGGACCCCAGUGGCUUUUUGUUGUUAGUAUAAAUUUCAUGAUUAUCAUAAAUCAGUUGUUUUAUAUAUAAUUCAAUGAGUUUGAUUUUAACAAGGGGCAUGAUAGGCCCUUUAAAUAAUUUUAAAUUUUGUGCUUUAACAGCUAAAUUAUUUCUAAUAAUAAUAAUAAAUUGGAUGAUGCUUCAUCCUCACUAUCAUCUUCAUAAUCAUCUCGUUUUGAUAUCCAUGUUAAACG